Molecule: messenger RNA, 762 nt
Organism: Dothidotthia symphoricarpi CBS 119687
Lineage: Eukaryota; Fungi; Ascomycota; Dothideomycetes; Pleosporales; Dothidotthiaceae
Exons: 2
Coding region: 1-762 (253 amino acids)
Source: RefSeq, a predicted model, not a curated record
AUGAAGCUAAACCUUUUCCUCUCGGCACUGCUCGCCACCAGCAGCGCCGUGGCUCUUGUAAUGCCCAGGGAGGCAUUGGCCGCGCCAAAUGGUCUGGCUAUCAACGACCUUGCUAAGCGAGGCAAGACUAUUCGGUCUACCGAAGCUGCCUUGGAAAUCAGGGGCAAGACUAUCCGGUCAACCGAAGCCGCUUUGGAAGUCCGGGGCAAGACUAUCCGAAGUACAGAGUCCCUUGCGGCUCGUGGUAAAACCGUGAGGCCCCGUGGCAAGACCAUCCGCUCAGAGAAGCGUGGAAAGACUGUCAGGGCUGCGCUUGAUGCCCGUGGUAAAACUGUUCGAAGCGCAGAGUCCGUCGAGGCUCGCGGCAAGACCAUUAGGGCUCGUGGUAAGACUAUCAGGGCUCGUGGCAAGACUGUGCGAGCUCGUGGCAGGUCGUUGAGGGCGCGUGGUAAGACCGUUCGCUCGGAGGAGAAGAGGGGAAAGACUGUCCGGGCUGCUUUGGAUGCUCGUGGCAAGACUAUCAGGAGCGCUGAGCCUAUCGAGGCUCGUGGAAAGACGGUGAGGAGUGCAGAGCCCGUCGAGGCCCGUGGCAAGACGAUCCGAUCUGUUGAGGUAGAAGCCCGCGGCAAGACUAUUCGCUCUGAGAAGCGCGGCAAGACUGUUCGCUCUGCGGAGAAGCGUGGCAAGACUGUUCGCUCUGAGAAGCGCGGCAAGACUGUUCGCUCUGCGGAGAAGCGUGGCAAGACUAUUCGCUCAGAGUAG